UUAUUUACAAGUCAUUUAGCAGUUGCUUCCGGCCAUGCCCGAACCGGCCAAGUCGGCUCCGGCCCCGAAGAAGGGCUCCAAGAAGGCGGUGACCAAGGCGCAGAAGAAGGACGGCAAGAAGCGCAAGCGCAGCCGCAAGGAGAGCUACUCGGUGUACGUGUACAAGGUGCUGAAGCAGGUGCACCCCGACACCGGCAUCUCGUCCAAGGCCAUGGGCAUCAUGAACUCGUUCGUCAACGACAUCUUCGAGCGCAUCGCGGGCGAGGCGUCGCGCCUGGCGCAUUACAACAAGCGCUCGACCAUCACGUCCAGGGAGAUCCAGACCGCCGUGCGCCUGCUGCUGCCCGGGGAGCUGGCCAAGCACGCCGUGUCCGAGGGCACCAAGGCCGUCACCAAGUACACCAGCGCCAAGUGAGCCCGCCUGCAGAGC
Messenger RNA from Ailuropoda melanoleuca (giant panda), 430 nucleotides. Its product is annotated as histone H2B type 1-K. Gene Ontology annotation, cellular component: nucleosome. Gene Ontology annotation, molecular function: DNA binding; protein heterodimerization activity; structural constituent of chromatin. The record is from RefSeq and is a predicted model, not a curated record. Lineage: Eukaryota; Metazoa; Chordata; Mammalia; Carnivora; Ursidae.